AGGGCUGACUACUGGAAAUCUCAGCCUAAGAAAUUUUGCAUGUAUUGCAAGUGUUGGAUUGCUGACAAUAAGCCGAGUAUUGAGUUCCAUGAGCGGGGAAAAAAAACCACAAAGAAAAUGUUGUCAAGAAAAUCAGUGAGAUUAAACAAAAAAGUGUGGCCAAAGCCAAGGAAGCUGAGAAGAUGUCAAAAGAAUUUGCAGCCAUGGAAGAAGCAGCAUUAAAGGCAUAUGAAGAAGAUCUGAAGAGGCUUGAGGGCACAAAACCAGCUCCUAUAGCUCCUGUAGGGCCAACAAUUGAGGAGAGAAGAGCACGUGAUGAACAAAAAAGGAAAGAAAUAGAAGCUCUAGAAAAACACCAUGCUAAAAAACAGUGGACAAAGGCAUUCUCUGGUGAAGGAUACCCAUACUACUACAAUACACUGACUGGAGAGACUCAGUGGGAGGUGCCAGAUGGAUUCCAAGAGAGCGAGAACCAGUCUGAAGAGCAAGGAGAAAAAUCUGUGUGGGUAGAAGGUGUAUCUGAAGAGGGUCAUACAUACUACUACAAUACUGAAACAGGAGAAUCCAAGUGGGAGAAACCAGAGGACUUUGAUUGUGGUCUUUCAUCUAAAGAAGAACAAGAAAGUUCCCCUGACAAACAAGACACAGCUGCAGAGGAAGAAGCUGACAGUGUGGCGUUAAAAACUGAGACAUCAUCAGAUGAGUCCAGCCCAUCAGAGGAAGCCAUAUCCACACCUUUAGCAACAAAAACUCCUAAAAUCAGUUUCCGGAGUAAAAAGGAAGAGAAAAAAGAUGAGACGCCUGAAUCGGAUAGUAAAGAAGAAGACCAUGAAGUCAAGCAGGACACUGAAGAAGAUGAUUCCUCUCAGAAACUUCCCAGCCGAAGGCCAAAAAAGGCAAAUCCAUAUGGGGCAUGGGAGGAAGUUAAACUGGAGGAAGACCCAUAUGAGAAUGUGGAUUUAGAGCUUCCAAAUAUUGAAUAUGAUGACCCACAAGCUUCAAUACCUGACCUCCCACAGGAGCCAAAAGUGAAUUUCAAGGAGAAGACCAUCACCUCUCUUGGGGACACAGUAGCUGGGGUUUCGGUUUUCAAAAAAAGGAAGCUGGAAAAUGUAAAAUCCCGUAACAUACGCCAGAGACUAAAUGAUCAGUAA
Staurois parvus is the source of this 1154-nucleotide messenger RNA. The record is from the annotation of a GenBank genome assembly. NCBI's taxonomy places the organism in Eukaryota, Metazoa, Chordata, Amphibia, Anura, Ranidae.